Molecule: messenger RNA, 1048 nt
Organism: Leucoraja erinaceus (little skate)
Lineage: Eukaryota; Metazoa; Chordata; Chondrichthyes; Rajiformes; Rajidae
Exons: 1
Molecular function (GO): nucleic acid binding; RNA-DNA hybrid ribonuclease activity
Source: RefSeq, a predicted model, not a curated record
AUGGAAAAGGAUGAUUUGACCAUAAUUACGGACAAAAACUUAAACCCCUCUCAGUUCCUGUACCCGCCCGAAGAAAAAGAAGAGGAGACAGGGAACCCAGAGCAUGAUUGUAGCGAAAUAAUAGAAUUACAGACCAAGAGUAGGGAAGACCUGGAAGAACAGCCUCUGGCCGAGGGAAGCCGAUGGUUCAUAGACGGGUCAUCCCGGUGCAUAGAUGGGAAAAGACACAGUGGAUACGUUAUAGUCGACGGGGAUACGUUAAGUGAUAUAGAAUCUCGACGAUUACCUGGGAGCUGGUCAGCUCAGUCUUGUGAGCUCUAUGCCCUGACGUGGGCAUUGGAGUUACUUGAAGGCAAAGAAGGCACCGUAUAUACUGAUUCAAAAUAUGCCUUUGGAAAGAUUUGGAAGGAGUGGGGAAUGAUAACAGCGAGCGGGAGAGAGUGAACACAUGAACAGUUGAAUUAGAAAACCUUGGAAUCAUUAACAAAGCCAGAGCAAAUAGCCGUAGUACAUGUGGCAGGACACCAGAAGGGAAAUUCUCCAGAGGCCCGGGGAAACAGAGCCGCGGACGAGGCGGCAGAACGGGCAGCUUUACAGGGGACGGUAAAGAUAAUGUCUCUAGUACCUCUCAGGGAAGGGAUAGAGAAGAUACCCGUGUUCUCCGAAUUCGAUAUAGAUAGGAUGAAUGAGCUGGGAGCGAAAAUAACAAAAGAUGGACGAUGGUGGAAACCGGAUGGGAAGCAACUGCUAAAUAAGGAGGUUAUCAGAGAAUUAUUGGGAAGAUUACAUUCCCAGUCACACUGGGGGCUCAGGCAUUAUGUGACACUCUUUUACAUACGUAUGCUUGCAGGGGGAUAUACACUCUGGCUAAACACGCAGUCUCAAGCUGUGUGAUCUGUCAGAAGAUAAAUAAGAAAGUGAUGAGGGCAGCGCCGGGAGGAGGGCAGCAGUUAGCCAUCAGGCCAUUCCAGAGAGGACAGGUAGAUUUUACUGAACUCCCCAGGAUACAGACAUAGAAAUACCUCUUAGUGGUUGUGGAUCACUUUAC